AUGGAACUUAUGAUCGCAGCGAGAAAAGCAGUUGCUGAGUUGCAAUUGGUGUAUGGCAUUGCUGUUGACAGAGUGUACACGAGCACACUUAUGACAUCUCUUGAUAUGGCAGGAUUAUCUAUUACCAUUACGAAGUCCGAUGAUAGCAUUUUGAAGAGACUUGAUGCUCCCACUAAAGCUCCAACUUGGCCUGUUGGUUCUGAAGGAAACCGUCCACCAGCAAAGUUUUCUGUUCCUCUACCACCAUCACCUUCAAUUAAGGAUGAUGAGAUUUUUGCUCCAUCUCAGGAGCUGAGCAAGCAAGGGUGUAUCCUGGAGGCUGCUAUUGAAGCAAGUGCUACUGCAAUUAUCAAUCUCAAGGAUAGCCUAAAUGAAUGGGACAGUAAAGUGGGCGAUGGUGACUGUGGAACCACAAUGUGUAGAGGUGCAACAGCUAUUCUUGAACAUAUGAAAAAGCGUUACCCUAUGGAUGAUGCAUCUAGAACAAUAAAUGAAAUUGGGGCAACAAUCCAAAGGAUGAUGGGUGGAACAAGUGGAAUCUUGUAUGAUAAUUUGUGCUUUUCGAAGGAUGUUCUUAUUGUCUCUAGAGGAAAUAGAUGA
Messenger RNA from Miscanthus lutarioriparius, 600 nucleotides. The record is from the annotation of a GenBank genome assembly. Lineage: Eukaryota; Viridiplantae; Streptophyta; Magnoliopsida; Poales; Poaceae.